GAAGAGGGAGCAACGGAACGCGAGAGCCAGCGCGCCGGUCCUUCGAAUCUAGUGGCGCUACUGCGACCAUGUUUUCUUGCUGCCAGCGGCCGCUCGUGGGGAGAGGCCCGGUGGCGUCAGAAGUAGUUUUGCACCCUCACAUGGCACGACAGUGCGCGUUUCUGUCCGCCGCUAUGAACCUUGCUCUUUCAGACGUGGCUCUUCGUCAAGGCCCGAUUUCCACGGCAGUCGCGUGCGCCGCAGCUUCUCGGUCCGCAGAUCUGUGGGGACAUGCCCGACCCAACCUUUGCUCCAGUGCGGUUGAGGUCGCAGGUGACCGAUGGAGUCGGCUGCAGACGUCUUUUGAGUCCUCGUUAAUUCGCCGGGUUGCACCAAAUUAAGUGUGGGACAGCGGCUAAGCCAGGUUUUCCGCUGCCGCGUGGCAUUUCAGAUCGGCAUGCCAGUGGUUAGUAAGGUAUUUUGACUCCUCCUGCGUGCCCAAGGCGGCCGGCCGUCCCCUGGGUGGUCCCCAUCCGGUGCCCCGAGCUCUUCAGUCCAGGGCACCGACAGCUCGAGCGACGAUUGCCGAAUGCUCGAGCUCCGAUCGCCGGCCGCUGGCGACAGCCGAGCCGCGCUCGUCACCCACGGCGCGGACUCAGUUCUCCGGCAGCGCGUCAGAAGUGACCCUCCGCCGGGGGUGGCCUUCCGGUCCCAGAGCUCCGACGAGCUGCUCUCCUUAUGCAAUCUGGCGCUCGUCCCUCCACGGCUCAUUGUGCUCUCCCCGCUCCUCUUGCACGGCGGCACCACUCGCUCUAGCGGCAUCCCCGUUUUGGGCACCCCGUCGCCAGCGCAGACGUCCUUUGCCUCACCGCCGAAGCAAAAGUGCGCGGUUGUGAGUGACUGUGUGUGACCUGCCGUGGUGUUUUGCGGACGGUGCCGACCGCGCCAGUGGUCGGGCCAGCUCCGAGCGUGGCCCUGGCCGGGCGUCGCAGUCGUCCCCGCGCAGCAGAGGCAGGCCGGGAAGAGCCGGCGGCGGCGGGCGGUUGCCAUCUCGCAGCCUCGGCCUGCUCGCUCACAGCUCACAGCGUUGCACGUCAGCGGUGCGUGGCGCAUUUUUGGGUCACGUUGCGCGCCGUCUCCCAGCUGGAGCUGGCCAAGCGCGUGCGCACAUCAGCGGUGGGCCAUGCGCCGAAUGCUCAAGCCGCCGCCGAACGCCAUGGAUGCUCGAAGCCUGGCCACGUGGGGCCUGCCACCCAUGGAAGGGUUCGAUGUCACGCGAUUGCGUCUCGAUCCACCGUGGCCAGCUGGAGCUGCCUUCCUUCUGCCUCGUCCGCUGCUCCUACAGUCGUGGUUCUGAAGAAGGAACCCUUUUCGUUGUGG
This is a messenger RNA of Prorocentrum cordatum, 1359 nucleotides long. NCBI's taxonomy places the organism in Eukaryota, Dinophyceae, Prorocentrales, Prorocentraceae. The record is from the annotation of a GenBank genome assembly.